Molecule: messenger RNA, 1542 nt
Organism: Trichoderma asperellum CBS 433.97
Lineage: Eukaryota; Fungi; Ascomycota; Sordariomycetes; Hypocreales; Hypocreaceae
Biological process (GO): ribophagy; protein deubiquitination
Cellular component (GO): cytosol; Ubp3-Bre5 deubiquitination complex; ribonucleoprotein complex
Molecular function (GO): mRNA binding
Source: RefSeq, a predicted model, not a curated record
AUGGCUACCAACGGAUCAUUCGCCAACCAGGACCAGUACAAAUCCGCCGAGCAGCCGGCCGUUUCAACGGGUCCGGCUGACGCGAGCGCUUCUGGAAACAACCUUUCCAAGGAUGAGGUCGGCUGGUACUUUGUUGAGCAAUACUACACUACCCUGAGCAAAUCACCAGAGAAGCUGCACCUUUUCUACGGUAAGCAGUCUCAAUUCGUUUCCGGACUCGAGACCCAGGUUGCCAACGUCUCGGUUGGCCGUCAGGCAAUCCAAGAGCGCAUCAAGCAGCUUGACUUCCAAGACUGCAAAGUCCGAGUGUCCAAUGUCGAUUCGCAAGCCUCAUUUGACAACAUUGUCAUCCAGGUCAUCGGCGAAAUCUCAAACAAAUCUGGCGAGCCCAAGAAAUUUGUGCAGACUUUCGUUCUUGCCCAGCAGCCCUCUGGCUACUUCGUCCUCAAUGACAUGCUCCGAUACAUCAGCGAAGAUGAGGAGGAACAGGUUGUUGCCGAGGCUGAGCAGGAAGCCCCUGCCGCCGAGCCGGAGGUCUCUGCUCCUGAGGUGCCCGUUGACGCCGCGCCUGAGUCCGUCGAGGAGGAUGUGAAGGUCGAGCCUGUCAACGCCGAAGAGGUGGACCAGAAGCUUGAAGAGGCUUCCAAGGUCAACGGUACCGAUGCUGAGGAAGCUGCCGAGGCUGCAGAGGCCACCGUUGCUGAGCCGGAGAAGCCCGCUCCAGCUGAUCUUGAGACCGCUGCUAAAGAAGUUGCCGAGGAAGAGGCUAAGGAGGUUGCUGAGCUGCCCAAGGAGCCAAGCCCUACUCCAGCCAACAAGGCCGUUGCUAAGCCUGAGGCUGCUGCUCCUGUCGAGCCCGCUGCUCCUAAAAUGCCAAUGACCUGGGCUAGCCGCGCUGCUGCCGCUGCCGGCCCGCGACCAGUCGUUCCUCUUCCCAAGACCGCCACUCCUCCAGCUCCAGUCCAGAACAGAGCUCCCGCACCCGCUGCUGCUGCAGCUCAACCUAGUGCUGCGGCUGCUGCACCGGCAUCUGCCCCUGCUGCUGAGGCUGCUAAGGAAGUUUCUGGAUGGCAGACUGCUGGCGCUGAUUCCAAGCGUCAAAACCGACCUCAGUCUAUUGCUGCGAAUGCCGAGAAGGAGGGCACAAUGGGUUACGUCAAGUACGUUACGGAGAAGGUCCAGGAUGCCGACCUUCGAAGUGCUCUGGCCGCUUUUGGCGAAUUGACUUACUUCGACAUUAACCGUGCUAAGAACUGUGCCUUCGUUGAGUACAAGACUGUUGAGGGCUACCAAGCUGCUCUGGCCGGCAAGAACCUUACCGUUAAUGGCGAGAACAUUGUUGUCGAGCCCCGACGACCCAAGGCCAACACCUACGGUGGUAACUUUGGCGCUGGCCGUGGAAAUGCCUCGGGUCGUGGCCGUGGUGGCUUUGAUGGUAACCGCCCUGGCGGCCAGAAUACUAGAGGCAACUUCCCUGGACAGGGCCGUGGCCGAGGCGGUGCUGCCCGUGGUCGUGGAGGUGCCCAAACCGCCAACGUCUAG